UCACCAUAUGCCGACCACAAACCAAACAUAGUCAAACAUAAUAACACCUUUUUAUUACCGAUCUCCUCCACCAUACCAUGAGCUCCAAUUCCAAUAAUCAAGGCCGCAUGCGGUCGUGGCAGACGAAGGAAUCUCGUCACUACUGUGCCGUGUGCAAUGUGUGGAUGGGCAAUGAUCGUCAAUCGAUCUUGUUGCACGAGAAUGGAAAGAAACACAAGGAAAAGGUGGAAGAGUCCUUGAAGGAACGCCGCGACAACCAGGCAGCGUCCGACAAGCAAGCAUCGCAGUUGCAAUCGAGUCUCAAGGCCAUGGAAGCGGCGGCUCUACAAUCCAUGGCGACGGGACCGGAUAGUCUCUAUUUUGAUACCACUGCCACAUUGGCCAGUCGCGGCGCCGUAGUGCCAGCCUAUGGAGUAGUGCCUGCUCCAGUUUCAGCUUUAGUACCUCCUCCACCUCCUUCACAGCAAGCCAAGCAGCCUUCGAAAAAGAAGGAAAUGAAAGAUUGGAAUGCUCGCAAAAAGCAACGACAAGAUGACAAACAAUCUGGCAAAGACGAUGACGACGACAAUGACAACAACAACAAUCAGCCAGGAAGCAACUCGACUGCCAAACGCACCAUUGCCCCUAAUCAAGGUCACUACACUCUGGAACUGGAACAUGACAAUGAUGAUACUAUAGAGCAAAAGACAUACUUGGAAGCCACUACGUUUGCCGAAAUUCUAGAAGACGAAAUGCCCAUUCAAAUCUGGUUGGGCAGUCAUUUGGCCAGUAGUGAAGAAAAGAGAUUGCGCCACCAUCAAUCUCUCUGGAUCAAUGGACUCGUCGUGGCCGUGCGCAAGAAUACCAAACAAACGUCGCAAGAAGAAGAAGAAGAUCGCAUGGUCGUAGAUGUCGUCUACCUCAAAAAUCCCGAAACCGACACGGAAGAAACCAUGGAACGCAGUGUUCGACUGCCUCGCAUUCGCAUUGUUUUGGGAGCAUCCGACAGUAUUCCCGAAACUGUGGAAGAAGCACGAAUUUUAGCCCUGGGAGGAGAAGAAGUGCAAUUGACAUCAUCAGAACAACAACAACAAUCUGCCAUAAUUGACGAAGCGACGGGCUUGUCGGGAUGGUCCACCGUCACCAUUAAGCGCACCACGGUCCAUCAACAAGCCCGCGAAGAACGGGCGCGAGAACGAGGUCGCGAACGACAAGCCAAACGCAAGGCUGACAAUGCCCAAAAGGAAGCCGAAACGAGAAAAAUGGAAGAAUCCAAAGUCCAGAAUGCCGAAGAUUCCGCAUUGGGAGCCUACGAUGUAUGGGGGCACAAGGGUGGCUAUAAGGGAGUCGAUAUUCAUAAAGAAGAAGCGGUCGUGGUGCAAACCAAGAAAUUGGCAGGAGCCGGAGAAAAAGUGGCAUUCAAAAAGAAAAACAAGGCGAAUAGCAAAUUCAAAAUGGGAGCCAAGAACAAACGAAACCGAAGAACCACGUCGGCAGAUGAUGAUUAGUGUAGUUAGUAGGGUGCAGUUUCUUGGUUAUGCUAACAUUUUCUCUUCUUCGCCUGGACCGAAAAUUGCCUUGCACUCAAUAGUAGAAAUCCACCCACCGCAGCGGGCUUUGAUCGUUUCUAAUUGUUUGUACCGCUCACAGUCGCAGUUUACGCUACGGUAGGGGAAGUAACAUUAGGUCAAAUAAAGAUGCGUUUCCACCAAAAUAGACGCCGGAUUUCUCUGCCUAUCAGAUCAGACCAAAAUAGACCCCGGUUUUCUUUGCCUACCAAAUCAGACUAGCUAUAUGGCUGGAGUGGACGCCGGAUUCCUUUGCUUAUCAGAAUGUUGCUAUAUGGUUAGAGGGGACUAUGGGUGGGAGAGGUCGAGCAAGAGCAGCAUUGGAUCUGGUCUCACCGACCUCAACGUUUACUCCUCUUUGGUUUCGACUCGGUGUCGUCGAUGCUUCCACGCUUCUUCUCUUUGUCGUCAACCUUUUCAUUGGCUGCCUCCUCGUUGGCGGCGUUUUCAUCUUGCGAUUCUCCUCGACGACGACGAAAGAUGUAGACAAAGGCAUCCUCCAACACGCGAAAGGAACGUUUGGCCACGGAACCAAUCCGGAUAGCUUCCUCCGCUUGGGCUUGGGUGAUAUGUGGAUUUCCCUUCGCCUUGGUUCGGAAAUAUCGGUCCAGUCUUUCAGGACUGGUGACCACCUCUAAAACCGCCACCUCAUCACCGUCGCCUUUUGGAACCACCACAGCACCCACUAGUUCCAACCGUUCAUCCAUAAAGGCAAUCUUGGCAUCCGAAUGGGAAUCAUCGACGAGGAGCAGUCCUUCGCCAGGGGUCAGAUAGGGGACACAGGCGGUGGACACGACACCCGCGCUCAAAGAAAUGAGGCAGUCGUAGGAAUCUUUCUUGAAUUUGCCCUUGGGCAAGGGUUUCGUAAAAUCGGCACAGGUGAACGUGUAUGCGGGAGACGACUCGUAUCCCGCAUUUUCCAUAACCCAUUGGCGACAAACGUCAUCCUCGUAGACAUCAGCCACUUUGCGGUCGGAAUCCACAUAGUCCACAUGCGGCCACACCAGCGAGGCGGAGAGAUGACGGUGGCAUCCUGGAUACAACACCUUGUCACAGCCAAAGGCGGCCUUGAUUUUGCGGAACACCUCAAUGUACCCAUCCGGCUUGUCCUUCUUGCGGUAGCUUCGCUUGUAGGCUGUCCAGGCCGCGGAUUUGAGAGGUUUGUUGGUGGAAGCCAUGGCGGUUCUUGGUGUCGUCGAGCACUCUACGGGGGCUGGUACCUGCAGCAGCAGAACGAAGAGGGCAAUGAGGAGCCUCCACAUGAAUACUACACGAUGGAAUGAAGCCACAUCAAAGAGCAUCGAAGGCGGGUUCAAACGGGAAGGUGUGGAAGAUCCUGAGCAUUCAUUCGUGUGCAGGUUUCAAUCCUUUCAUACGUGGAUACAUAUUUAGAGUUACCGGUAGGCGCGGCCGUGCCUCAGACCUGCAUUCGAGAGAGGG
Messenger RNA from Seminavis robusta, 2987 nucleotides. The record is from the annotation of a GenBank genome assembly. NCBI's taxonomy places the organism in Eukaryota, Bacillariophyta, Bacillariophyceae, Naviculales, Naviculaceae.